Molecule: messenger RNA, 2480 nt
Organism: Serinus canaria (Common canary)
Lineage: Eukaryota; Metazoa; Chordata; Aves; Passeriformes; Fringillidae
Gene: TINAGL1
Product: tubulointerstitial nephritis antigen like 1
Exons: 12
Coding region: 48-1532 (494 amino acids)
Biological process (GO): proteolysis
Cellular component (GO): lysosome
Molecular function (GO): peptidase inhibitor activity; cysteine-type peptidase activity
Source: RefSeq, a predicted model, not a curated record
UGGGGCUGGGGGGUGCCAGGCAGGAGGAGGGACGGGGGUCCCGCCCCAUGAGUUCCGUGAGGGAUCCCAGCACCGGACCCUCCACUCCUCUCACGGGGUCUCUUCGCGGCGGGCGCGGCAGGUGUGGGGACAUGACCGGGGACAUGCGGGCCCUGCUGUGCCUCUGGCUGGUGGCCCAGGUGGCCCAGGUGGCCCUGUCCUCCCGGGUCCGCACCCGCCGGGAGCUGGGGCCCGGGUUGUACCAGCACGGAGUCUACGACGCGGGCGGCUCCUACUGCCAGCAGCGGGACGUCUGCUGCCACGGCCGCGACGACGGCUGCACCGUGCCCUACCACGACACCCUCUGCUACUGCGACCUCUUCUGCAACCGCACCGUGUCCGACUGCUGCCCCGACUUCUGGGAAUACUGCCUGGGCAUCCCGGCGCCCUUCCCCAAAGCCCCAGGCUGUGCCCGUGCCGGGCUCAAUUAUCCCACGGGAGCCACGUACCGGGAGAACUGCAACCUGUGCACCUGCGGGCCGGGCGGGCAGUGGCAGUGCGAGGACCACGCCUGCCUGAUGGAUGGGGAGCUAAUCGAUGCCAUCAACAGGGGCAAUUACGGCUGGAGAGCCGCCAACUACAGCCAGUUCUGGGGGAUGACCCUGGAGGAUGGGAUCCGGCACCGCCUGGGCACCUUCCGUCCCUCUCCCACCGUCAUGAACAUGAACGAGAUGCACAUGAACAUGGACUCCAACGAGGUGCUGCCGCGUCACUUCGAUGCCGCCGCGAAGUGGCCCGGGAUGAUCCACGAGCCCCUGGACCAGGGCAACUGCGCGGGCUCCUGGGCCUUCUCCACGGCCGCCGUGGCCUCGGACCGCAUCUCCAUCCACUCCAUGGGCCACAUGACCCCCGCGCUGUCCCCGCAAAACCUCCUGUCCUGUGACACCCGCAACCAGCGUGGCUGCAGCGGGGGGCGCCUGGACGGAGCCUGGUGGUACCUGCGCAGGAGGGGGGUGGUGACAGACGAGUGCUACCCGUUCACGAGCCAGCAGAGCCCGCCCGCGGCUCAGCCCUGCAUGAUGCACAGCCGCUCCACGGGCCGGGGCAAGCGACAGGCGACAGCGCGCUGCCCCAACCCCCAGACCCACUCCAACGAGAUCUACCAGUCCACCCCCGCCUACCGCCUCUCCUCCAGCGAGAAGGAGAUCAUGAAGGAGCUUCUGGAGAACGGCCCCGUGCAAGCCAUCCUGGAGGUGCACGAGGAUUUCUUCAUGUACAAGAGCGGGAUCUAUCGGCACACGCCCGUGGCCGAGGGGAAGGGGCCGAAGCACCAGAGGCACGGGACCCACUCGGUGAAAAUCACCGGGUGGGGAGAGGAGCAGCUGCCUGAUGGCCAGACCCAAAAAUACUGGACGGCGGCCAACUCGUGGGGCACGGCGUGGGGCGAGGGCGGCCACUUUCGCAUCGCCCGCGGCGUCAACGAGUGCGAGGUGGAGACUUUCGUGGUGGGGGUGUGGGGCCGUGUCAGCAUGGAGGACAUGCCCCACAAGUGAGCCCCCCGAUGUCCCUGUGUCCCCAGCGCGGCCCCGCCCAGCUCACAGCACGCUGGGCCAGGGGCUGGCACUGUCCCCUGUGUCCCCCUAACCGGGGGCUGGCGCUGUCCCCGUGUCCCCAUGGCCAGGGGCUGGCGCUGACCCCCGUGUGCCCAUGGACAGGGGCUGGCGCUGUCCCCUGUGUCCCCAUGGCCGGGGGCCGGCGCUGUCCCCUGUGUCCCCUAGCCGGGGGCUGGCGCUGUCCCCUGUGUCCCCCAGCAGUGGGCUGGUGCUGUCCCCUGUGUCCCCUAGCCGGGGGCUGGCGCUGUCCCCUGUGUCCCCCUGCCGGGGGCUGCGUGUCCCCGCGGUGCUGACACAGCGGCCGGGGGCAGUGGGCCGUGCGAGGGGGUUGCCCCGGGGGCUGUUCCCGUCUCCCAUGGGAUUUUCCCGCUAAUCCCCCCGCCCCGGGCUCGGCUGGGCUGCGGUGCCAGCGGGGGCUCUUCAAAGGCAGCUGCACCCCCCUCCCCAUCCCGGCUGGGGUUGUGGGAUUCCCCCCUCCCCUUUUCCCAGUGGGGGGGACCCCCGUAUUCCUGCCCCUCCCGUCCUGGCCCCAGCAGCUCCCCCCAGCAGGGCAGUGCUGGAGAUGGGGGUGAAAUAACCCAGCGGGGGGGUCCCCUGAGCCCCCAGGGCUGGUGUCGCCAGGAUGGGGUCCCCACCGUCCCCCCCCCCCCCCAGCCCGUCCCUAUGGUGCUAUGGCCCUGCCACCCCCCUGGGGGACAGCAGGGACAAGGGAGGGCUCAGCCCCGUGGUGUCCCCGUCCUGGGGGGGGCCACAAGUGGGGUCCACGCAGCCAGCACAGCCCGGGACCCCCCCCCCUCCACCCCAACCCAAGGGCUGUACUUUUAAGACUGUUUUUUUGUAUUUAUUUUGCUUUUUAUUGUUUGUAAAUAAAGUUAUGGAAGCCUCAGA